This is a messenger RNA of Lachancea nothofagi CBS 11611, 2826 nucleotides long. Lineage: Eukaryota; Fungi; Ascomycota; Saccharomycetes; Saccharomycetales; Saccharomycetaceae. The record is from the annotation of a GenBank genome assembly.
AUGGAUAGUGAUCUCUAUGAUGAAUUCGGGAACUUAAUCGGAGCAGAAUCGGACGAUUCGGUAUAUGAGGAUGAGGAACAGCUUGUGGAGACUGUAGACUCUAGCGCUCAAGGCGAAAUGGAAGAAGAAGAAUCCUCCGAACGAGCAUUGGUAACCAGAGACAGUUUAGAAACAUCUUUUCCGAAUGACGUGGAAGUUUUGGUCGAGACGGAGGAUCAACAGUCCCUAGAGACCCCUCUCGUGGAACCAGCUCAAACUCGUCAAAAGCCAAGUUCGAUUUACACCAAGUCUGCUAAGAAUAUACCCAGAUCUUCAUAUGAUCGAGAUUAUCUCAUCUCCUUGCUAAGUAUUCCGGAAAGAACAAUAAAUGUGGCCGUAUUAGGGCCUCUUCAUUCCGGUAAAACAUCGCUGAUGGAUCUCCUACUGUCAAACUCUCAUGAAAAACUUCCAAAUGUAUCAAAAAGUGUGCGGCAGGGAUGGAAACCACUCAAGUACUUGGAUAAUACAAAGGUGGAGAUUGAAAGGGGAAUCAGUUGCAAGCUUAAUGGAUUUAGCUUUCUCGGAUGUGAUUUGCAAGAUAAAUCAGUGGCAAUUACAAUGCUGGAUACACCGGGUCAUGUAAACUUCAUGGAUGAAGUGGCUGUUGGAUUGACAGCUUCGGAUUCGUGUCUCAUAGUUCUUGACGUGGUGGAGGGUGUCACGGCGAUUGCACAGCAACUAAUUAAGCAAGCCCAAAAGCAUCAGCAGAAUAUCGUAUUCGUGCUGAACAAAAUUGAUAGGUUGAUUUUGGAGCUCAAGCUUCCACCUAAAGAUGCUUACCUCAAACUUGUGCAUAUAGUACAUCAAAUCCAAAGUUAUGCACAUGGAGAAUAUUCUCCCGAAUUGGGCAACAUUUUAUUUGCAUCGGCCAAGUUAGGCUUUACAUUCAGUAUCAAAGAAUUUAUUCUUUAUCAUUACUCAACGCAGCUUGGUGAAAAAAAUGUCCAGAGCUUCAUUGAUAGAAUGUGGGGCACGAUAUAUUUCCAGGCAGGCGAGUUCUCACACGAGCCAAACGAAAUGGGUUCAACGACUUUCAUGCAGUUCAUACUUGUUCCUUUAUACAAAGUUCUCACUCAAACACUGUCUAGCGAGCCAAAGCAGGUGGCUCUGAUCUUAAAGCGCCAUUUUAAUGUCAACUUGGCCGAGGAAUACCUCAAAUGGGAUCCUCAGCCAUUGCUGAGAAAAGUUCUGGCUCUGAUAUUUCGAAAUCAGCAAGGGCUUAUUGAUAGCAUCAACAUAUUCGGCUCAUCUGCGUCUGAAAUGAAAACAGUGAAGUUAGAAAACCAAGGCGUCAUGUCUGCAAAACCUUCCAAGUUGGCCCAUGUGCUGAAACUGAUCGACUAUUGCGGCGACACCUGGGCACUUGUUAGAAUAUAUCGGGGCUCUAUGAGAGUAAAUGAUACGUUCAAGGCGCUGGAUGCAGGCACCACAUAUUAUGAUGAUGCUCCUGAAACCAAAAUAUUGGAUAUCGGCCUGCUGGGCGGCAGAUACGUUUUGCCCGUUGAGAAAGCCGCUGAGGGUCAGAUUGUACUGGUGAAGGGAAUAGAUCAAUUCUUCACAAAAUCAGGAACUCUGGCAGACACUCUUGCUGCGCAAUUUACCGAAAUAGACUACAUCAAUGAACCAACGUUCAAAAUCGUACUGAAGCCUUUACAGCCGCGGGAACUUCCUUUAAUGCUUGGAGGGCUCAACAGCGUAAACAAAUUAUAUUCGGGAAUGGUAACGUGUGUGGAAGAGAGCGGUGAAACCGUGGUUCUGGGUACGGGAGAGCUUUAUUUGGACUGUCUACUCUGGGAUCUCAGGAACAACUACAGCAAAAUAGAAAUCCAAGUUUCAAACCCGCUAGUGAAGUUUGCUGAAACAUGCAUAGGCGAGUCGUUUGCCUCCAUUCCCGUCAACGGAACUAAUGGAACUUUAAGUGUUAGUAUAGCGGCUCAGCCCUUGGAACGUGAGCUCGCGGAAGAUUUGACUAAUGGCAUUAUAGCAGAAAACGCAACUCAGAAUAAGCGCCACUUAUCAAAAUUGUUACGUGAGAGAUACAAGUGGGACUCUCUAGCUGCGAGAAAUAUAUGGAGUUUACACAAGGGAAAUGUAUUCGUGAAUGACACACUGCCACAUGAUGUCGACCAAGAACUCUUGACUGAAAUGCAUGAUUCCAUCUGCCAAGGUUUUGAAUGGGCAGUCAGAGAAGGUCCGCUGGCGGAGGAAGCUAUCCAUGGCGUUCAUUUUCGGCUUUUGAGCGCCUCAACAGACGAUGGGGUUGGAACUGGUCAGCUUAUCUCGCUUGUGCGCAAGGCAUGUUACGUGGCUCUUUUGACUGCUGAGCCCGCGCUCCUUGAACCUAUAUACGAAGUGAGUUUAGUGGUUCAUGAUCUACUUGUUGAGGUCGUCGAGGAGAUAUUCGCUAAGAGACGUGGGGGCCGAAUCUAUAACCGAGUCGCAAUUCCUGCUACACCGCUGGUGGAAGUCCGCGGACAGAUUCCAGUCAUUGACUCGAUUGGUUUCGAGACUGAUUUGAGACUGGCAACCAAUGGCGAGGCAAUGUGUCAAUUGCAUUUCUGCAAUAAAAUAUGGCGGAAAGUGCCGGGCGAUGUUAUGAAUGAAGAUGCGACAAUCCCGAAGUUGAAGCCGGCACCUUGGGAAAGCAUGAGCCGUGAUUUUGUGAUGAAAACUCGGCGAAGAAAAGGGCUGUCGUCUGAUGGCUACGCUACGCAAGAUGGCCCCUCUUUGGCACGCUAUAUUGACGCUGAUUUGUUCCAGAAACUAAAAGACAAUAAGCUCGUGUAA